AUGCCUCCAUUUUAAGUCAUAAUCCAAGCACUCUAAGGUCAAUCCAUUAACCCUCAAUAGAUUUCAAUUAUCCAUAAUAAUAAAAAUAUGAUCGAUAUGACAUUCUUUGAAUUUCUACUUACACAAUAAUUAAGUCUUAUGAUAUCCUAACAGAUCCUGAAGGGCUGAUUAAAACCCAUAGACACAACAAAACAAAAUACUCUGGUAUCUUUAACCCUAAUUUUAUAAAAAUAUUGUCAAAAAUAUAAACCUCUCCUUCUUAAGUUCAUAAAAUUGACAUAAUAGAAUAACGUAAAAUUAGAUUUGGCAUUACUCUAAUAAUUUGACUAUGAUCGAAUCGAAUACAACAAGUUUCGCCAAUGGUUACCUAUAACAAAACCCAAAGUUCAUUUCCUUGACUCUACCUUCUUCAAAGAAUUACCUGUCUCCAAACAUAAUGCAAUAAUCAAUUUGAAUGAAUAAUUCAAUUUCACUCUCGUAAAGAAAUCUUAAGAAGACGAUCUUUAAAAUUCAAAGUUGAUAGUCAAAGGAUUGAUGAAAAAUAAUACUACACUACAUACCGGUCUAGCACUGAUAUAAAUUUAACAUUUGAAAAGCCAAUCAGAUCACGGCUUAUCAAAUAUACUCUAGAUGAAAAAGAAAAGGAAGUUGCUUAGAAAAAACUCAAAAUUACCUAUUCAGAAAAGCAUUUUGAUUAACAGAACCAGAAGUCAGAGAAAAAAAAUCAGACUUAAUAGUAAAGAGUAAGAUCGCGAUCUUUUUAAUAGAAAGAAAUUAGAUGAUAGGCAAUUUUAGUGCUAAAAAUCAAUUCUCCAAAGUUAACUAAUGAUAUUUUUCUAACUUUCAAUAUAAAUGGGAUAUAUAAUUUCUGUUUGUUUAAACAUAUUAUUAUGA
Molecule: messenger RNA, 894 nt
Organism: Paramecium octaurelia
Lineage: Eukaryota; Ciliophora; Oligohymenophorea; Peniculida; Parameciidae
Source: the annotation of a GenBank genome assembly